AUGUUAGGUACAACUAGUCGUCGUUUAUUAUUGUGUGUAUUUCGGAUAUCAUGUCGAUUCAGUUCUACAGAACCUGGUGCUAUUGUACCUGGUUUAAAUUCUCCAUUACGUGGUGAUGGAGCUAUACGUCGAAGUGAACCAUAUGGUUCAACAGUUGAACAAACAUAUGCCGGUGUUUUAUCAUUUCUUCGUCGUAAUUAUACACGUAAUUUAAAUAAUGUUGAUGUUGCUGUUACUGGUAUACCACUUGAUUUGACAACAACAUUUCGACCAGGUGCUCGAUUUGGACCAAAAGCCAUUCGUGAAGCAUCUGUACAAUUACCUGAACUUAAAUCAUAUCCUGAAGGAAUUGAUCUUUUUGAAGAUUUAGCUGUUAUUGAUUAUGGAGAUUGUUAUUUUGAUCAGAGUCAACCGAAAACAAUUCCAUCUGCUAUUCAAGAACAUGCUAAAAAGAUCAUUGAGCGAAAUACAUUUCUUCUAUCUCUAGGUGGUGAUCAUUAUGUGACAUAUCCAUUAUUAAAAGCUCAUGUUGCUCAUCAUAAAAAACCAUUAUCUCUUAUUCAUUUUGAUGCUCACUGUGAUACAUGGCCAGAUAAAGAUCCAGAUGGUAUGAAUCAUGGUACUAUGUUUUUUUAUGCUGUAAAUGAAGGUCUCAUUGAUCCUAAAACAUCGAUUCAAAUUGGUAUUCGAACAUAUAAUGAUGAUACUAUGGGUGUUAAAAUUCUUGGUGCUGAUUGGAUUCAUCAACAUAAAAUUGAAAAUGUUGUUGAACAAAUUCUAGAACGUGUUGGUAAUAAUCCAACUUAUUUAACUUUUGAUAUCGAUUGUCUUGAUCCAGCAUUUGCUCCUGGCACUGGUACGCCUGUUUGUGGUGGUUUAUCAACGGCACAAGCUCUUGCUAUUAUACGUCAACUUGGUUCAGUAAAUUAUGUUGGAAUGGAUAUUGUAGAAGUUUCACCAUUAUAUGAUUAUGGAAAUAUAACAGGUUUAGCAGCAGCUACAUUAGGAUAUGAAUUCUUAAUACUAUUAAGAAAUAAAAAAGUUAUUGAUAAAUCAUUCCAUUUUGGUACUCGAUAA
Molecule: messenger RNA, 1077 nt
Organism: Rotaria sordida
Lineage: Eukaryota; Metazoa; Rotifera; Eurotatoria; Philodinida; Philodinidae
Source: the annotation of a GenBank genome assembly